Cyclocybe aegerita is the source of this 1593-nucleotide messenger RNA. The record is from the annotation of a GenBank genome assembly. Lineage: Eukaryota; Fungi; Basidiomycota; Agaricomycetes; Agaricales; Hemipholiotaceae.
AUGUCCUCAAAGCCGAGGGUUGUCAUUGUAGGGGCUGGUGCGAGUGGGCUGGCGUGUGCCAUCUCGUUGAAGAAGGUCCAUGGACUCGACAAUUUUACGAUAUACGAGAAGGGGCCUGACAUCGGAGGCACCUGGAGGGACAACAUCUACCCGGGCUGUUCAUCAGAUGUGCCCAUGUCAUUCUACUCCCUCUCAUCAGACCUCCACGACUGGCCGCAGUCUCACGGGUCGAAUGAGGACAUCCAGGCGUACUGGGUCGGGCUCACGCGCAAGUACGGUCUGUACCCGCACAUCGAGUUCAACAAGACUGUCGUGUUGGCCGAAUGGAACUCGGAGAAGCAGCUCUACACGGUCACAGUGGAGAACUUGGCCACUGGCGAGCGGAGCGUCUCGACUGCGGCGAUUGUCGUCUCGGCCAUUGGGGUUUUGGAAGUCCCGAGGUAUGCGGGUAUACCGGGAAGGGAGACGUUCAAAGGAGAGCUGUUCCAUUCUGGGAGGUGGGACACAAGCGUCGAUUUGGCGGGGAAGAAGGUCGGAGUCGUUGGUAAUGGCGCGUCUGCAACCCAAUUUGUUCCUUGCAUUACGAAGGACCCUAGCGUUAACGUAGUCAACUUUUGCCGAACGCCAAAGUGGCUGUUACCUCCGACACGGAAAACCUAUAGCAACCUUAGGCGUGCCAUCCUCAGAAACAUCCCAUUUGCCUACCGCCUGGUGCGGUGGUCUGUGUUUUUACGACUCGAGUUCAUGUACCUGGCUGUCUUCGGCAAUGCAUUCCUCAGGAGGGUUGUUACAAAGCUGUUAACAUCUUAUAUACGACACACUGCCCCUUCAAGCAUGCACGACAAACUAAUACCAUCGUUCCCUGUGGGAUGCAAACGCGUGAUAUUUGACACUAACUAUUUGAAGGCGCUUCAUCGCCCAAACCUCAAAGUUAACUGGGACGGCGUUGAAAGGAUUACCGAGGACGGAGUCGUAACAAAGACAGGAGACCACAUACCGCUUGACGUCCUCAUUUUCGCGACAGGAUAUGCCGCCGAUGAAUACCCUCUGCCUAUCGUAGGCAACAGGAAGAUGUCCAUCCAAGAAUCGUUCCGAGCAGGCGGCGGCGGCAAAGCCUACCUUGGAACCAUGGUGCCUGGUUUCCCGAACUUCUUCAUGAUCACAGGACCGAAUGUCGUGACCGGCCAUACGUCUGUAAUAUAUACCACCGAGGUUCAGAUAAACUACAUCAUGCAGCUCAUUUCCCCUAUUCUCGGGCGCAAGAUAGAGUCACUAGAGGUAACACAGAGCGCUACCAAUGCGUACGACGAUAAGAUUCAAGCACGGCUCAGCAACUCUGUAUUCAUGCAGUGCCAUUCCUGGUACCGUGUUGGCGGCGAGGGCAAGGUCACGAACAAUUUCCCUGCCGCGGCCACGGUGUUCUGGCUCUGGCUCCGCAAGCCCGACUGGAUCCAUUACACAGUCAUUGGCGGGGAGAGCUGGUUAGCCAAGCAGCAACUCCGCCAGAGGAUUUGGGGUGGUUUUAAGAUGUCUGCGUUAUUGUGCAUCCUUGUGCUAGGUGCUAGCUACUCGCGGAGAGCGAUCUUUCGAUGA